CAUCCAUCUCUUCCAUCUCUUCAUCCUCUUCAUCCUCUUCAUCCUCCUCAUCCUCUUCAUCUCUUUCUUUCUUUCUCUGUCCUCCUCGACACGCCCUUCACCGACCUAUCUGCCCCAAUGGCCGUCGCCGCGUCGCUACCCCCAUUCCGCUCCCCAUCUCCCGCUUCCUCUCUCUCGUCAUUUGCCCGCUCCCCAUCUCCAUCAAGCCCACGUAUCCGCGCAAGCGCCUCCCCUCCUCUCCAUCACUCACCCCGCCCUCCUCGUCGUCCCUCUAUGGAACCCAAAGAGUACAAAGACACGUUCACUCUCCACACCAUGGACCCCAACAAGAGCCCAAAGAUCAACGGUCACGCGACCUCCAACGGCAACGGCAAUGUCAAUUCCAGUGCCAACGGCUACUAUGAUGGCCAGCGAAAGCGCGAAAGCUCGGUCAGCUCCAUCUCUGAAGACGAAGACUUGUUCCGCCGCCGCAAUCGUCAGGCGCGUUCUCCACCCGCCGGAGUUGGCACCCUCCCAACUAUCCGCGCACAUGUCGAAGGAACCGCGGACGAGGACCCCCUACACGCGCCCCCACCCGCCCCAUCUGCGGGGGCCGCACACGCCGUCGUCAUUGGCCCCGACGGGCAGCCGGUGCGCCGCCGCCGCCGCUCCUCCAGCGUCAAAGUCAAGCCUCCUCCUGGAGUAACGCCUCAGAAGGUGGUAGACUGGGAAAUUCCCCGCAAGGCAUUCCACUCGUCGAUCGGCUUUUUCACGCUCGUGCUCUACUACCUUGACCCCCCGAGCGUCAUGCCCCUCCUCAAGUAUCUGAGCGCCGCCUGUGCGUUCAUCUUCACCGUCGACAUGAUCCGCCUCAACUCGCCAGCAUUUGCAGAGAUCUGGGAGAUGGUCUGCGGAUUCCUCAUGCGUGUUGAGGAACGCGAAAAGAUCAAUGGCGUCGUCUGGUAUCUCGUCGGCGUCAUAUUUGUGCUUGCCCUCUACCCUCGCGAUGUCGCGGUUGUCUCCAUCCUCAUCCUGUCUUGGUCUGACACGACUGCUUCCACUCUGGGUCGUCUGUGGGGGCGUUACACCCCUCCGCUUCCAGCGCACUUCCCGGGAAUCAAGUUUUUGCCAUUUGCCCCGCGCAAGUCGCUUGCUGGCUUCCUGGCCGCGUCGGUGACCGGCUUCCUCAUCGGCAUCGGCUUCUGGCACAGCGGCUCGACUGUGUACCACGACUGGUUGAUUCUCGACUCGGGCAUGCUUGGACGCAUCGCCACUGCGCUUGUCGUCGGCGUGGGUGGUGCAGUGGUCGAGGCCCUCGAUCUUGGUGUCGAUGACAACCUCACCCUUCCUAUUCUUUCGGGCGCCCUCAUCUGGGGAUGGUUCGAGAGCACCAACUUCCUCCUCAAGCUUUAAGACGGCGCAGGAUUACCCCCACACCCCACCCACCAAGGGGAGGAUGACCCGCUUCCGACCACACCAUUAUUCAUCUAGCAUCUUUCAUCCCUCAACCUGCGUCUCCUCCCCUUCUCGCCUCUUGCUCUCAACGCUAGCCUCUCAAUAAACGCUGCCUCGGCUGGCUUGCCCACCUCUCCUUGCCCCGCCGCCUGGCUGGCGCCUCCUGUGACGCGUCAACCGCGCUGACAAUGGUCGGUGCCCCUGUUGUGCCCACUAUACCUGAUAGAAUUAGUACUAUAUCGUGUCUCUCUUGUUUCUCUAGGUUACGACGAGGCAAUGCUACUCAUGCGUCAUGA
This is a messenger RNA of Cutaneotrichosporon oleaginosum, 1730 nucleotides long. RefSeq lists its product as uncharacterized. The record is from RefSeq and is a predicted model, not a curated record. Gene Ontology annotation, biological process: phosphatidic acid biosynthetic process. Lineage: Eukaryota; Fungi; Basidiomycota; Tremellomycetes; Trichosporonales; Trichosporonaceae. Gene Ontology annotation, molecular function: ATP-dependent diacylglycerol kinase activity. Gene Ontology annotation, cellular component: endoplasmic reticulum membrane.